Molecule: messenger RNA, 555 nt
Organism: Mesorhabditis spiculigera
Lineage: Eukaryota; Metazoa; Nematoda; Chromadorea; Rhabditida; Rhabditidae
Source: the annotation of a GenBank genome assembly
AUGCCGCUCCAUCUCCCAAUGAUAGCUUCUCGCCGUGGAACGGGGCUUUGCCCGACACCUCAAGGCACUGAAGACAGACUUUCCGAUUCGACCAGCCCGAGCUCGACCGAAGCGUCCACUACCACAGAAGAGGUCACACAAACCUAUGCGCUGAACGCUACCGGCUGGUGGUUCGAUUACUAUGGCGCUCACGGGGACAUGUACCACUAUGUCAACUACUUAUAUCCCGACUUCGAGGCCACUUUUGAUUACGACCCCUUGACUUGCAAGAAGGGCCAGGGUGGCAUCCAGUUCCGUACAUCCGCGGAAUACUAUUUCACGUUCUAUCAAUGGGAUGGACUGCCUGUUCACGAGAUUUUUGCUCCGACGCACGUAACAGACGAACCAAAAAUAGCAGCUUCGAUGUUUGCGGUAGCUCGCGCUGAUCGAUGCUGGGCCGCCACUUCUGGCUACUUGGUGCGCAAGAACCCGGAUGUCGCGGGGAUUGUUGGGAUUGCGAUGGGCAUGGAUGCCCUAUGUCGCUUCAUCAAUUUGAUCACCCGGAUCAUGCACGCC